Patiria miniata (bat star) is the source of this 3089-nucleotide messenger RNA. RefSeq names its product deleted in malignant brain tumors 1 protein-like. The record is from RefSeq and is a predicted model, not a curated record. The transcript is spliced from 8 exons. Lineage: Eukaryota; Metazoa; Echinodermata; Asteroidea; Valvatida; Asterinidae. The coding region runs from base 32 to 1915 and encodes 627 amino acids. Gene Ontology annotation, cellular component: membrane.
GAGGAGUAAGAACCACAAAGCUGAUGUAAACAUGUCUCGUGAGAAAUUGAGUACAAAGCCACUUUUAAUCCGAGUCAAAUUUGUGGUGUUAUGGCUUGUGUUUUUCAUCAUAGCAGGCACAACAAGGGGAGCCAGUGGAAAGGAUCCAUUUGACGUCCAGAUAAGGUUAGUGGGAGGUAGCAGUCCUUUUGAGGGCAGAGUUGAGAUCCGAUCCAUUAACUGGGAGACAGUUUGCGAUGACCAGUGGGAUAUCAAGGAUGCGCAAGUUGUUUGCCGUCAGCUGGGCUAUGGCCGGGCCAUAUCUGCUACCAAAGCAGCAAGUUUCGGCCAGGGCAGUGGACGCAUCGGUAUCAGAGCCGUGGAUUGCGUAGGGACAGAAGAGGAAUUGAUGUUAUGCCCGAAGAGUUACUCAGUCUCUGGUUGUUCUCAUAGUAAUGAUGCUGGCGUUAUCUGCUCUGGCACCGAACAAAUUGGAGAGUUGUCCAUACGUUUAGUCGGUGGCAACAUUUAUUUAGACGGUCGUGUGGAAGUGUAUACCUCUGGUGUUUGGAAGACACUCUGUGAUGAUUCGUGGGGUAUGGAUGACGCCACCGUUGCCUGUCGCCAACUGGGAUAUGGAGAGCCGCGAUCGGUUGUAGGAUCGGCCUGGUUUGGCCAAGGGAGUGGUGACGUAUACUCAUACGGAUUAGACUGUGUGGGAACGGAACAAUCUCUCCGUCAGUGCCCGAAGGCUGAGUUGAAUAUUCCCUGCAGACACACUCAAGACGCAGGGGUCCGCUGCAGUGCUCCCCAGCCAGAUCGUUACAAGAUCAGACUAGUCAAUGGGGGCAGCCCCCUGCAAGGCACAGUGGAGGUAUACGAUGGGCGUUGGGGAACCGUUUGCGAUAGGGGCUGGGACAUGAACGAUGCUCAAGUGGUGUGUAGGCAGCUUGGUUACGGAGACGCGGUCAGUGCGUGGAAGGGGGCCCAUUUCGGCACUGACUUUUUUCGGGGACCCAUUGUGGACAACGUGCGAUGUCUAGGUGACGAGAAUUUCCUUUACGAGUGCCAGCUGUUCCGCUCUGGAUCCUGCGGCAGUAGGCACGAGGCUGGAGUCUCCUGCAGUGGGACUGACCCAGAGAAUGGCAAAGUCACACUUGUGGAUGGUGAUGGUGAGUCAGGUCGUGUCGUUAUUUACUUUGAGCGGGAGUUGGGGACAAUCUGUGGUAAUGGCUGGACUACGGUCAACAGCGAUGUGCUCUGCAAAGAGCUUGGAUUCACCGCCUCCGAAAAAUAUGAUGGCAACAAGGACGUAACAUGGCUUUCCGACAAUCCGAAAGUCCUGUUGGAGAGUGUCAAUUGUGAAGGUGACGAGCAAAGACUCGUCCAGUGUAGUCACAGCGGCUGGGACAACAGCGACUGCGAUCACAAAGGAGAUGUCUGGGUCCGAUGCAUUUAUCAAAUGGAAAGCUCUGUUUCUUCCUCGCUAUCAGCAGGUGGAGUUGCCGGUGUUGUGAUUGGAAGCAUUGCCGGUUUCUUCAUUCUGUUGUACUGCUGCAAAGGAUGCCUAGCGUCGUCCAAAAGUACCAGCACAGAGACGCAGGGGCAGGGUUCAGCGACGGCCUAUUCUCAAGUUCCUCCAGGUGAGACUGUCGUAGCACCUCCCAUGGUGCACUACCAUCCUCCGCGGCAGUCAUUGACUAUAAGGGAGGCGGCAUCCCCAUCAGCUCCACCCUCUUCGUUAGCUGACGAAGCCCCGCCAGCAUAUGAUGCCGUCAUGGCGCGGCCGAACCAGUUCCCCACAGUACCGACGGAAUCAGUGCAUGGUGGCCACCAACCUGUUGCGUCGACACACCCGGCAGUCUACCCUGGACCUCCAGAUCCGAACCAUCCUCCAAGCCUGAUGCACCCACCACCCCCCAAUUUGUACCUUUAGCAAGCCUGUCACACCCAACCUAGUUAGGCUCACUAAAAACACUCCCCCACCCCCACCUUCAAUCCCAGCCAAAAUGGUUAGGACACUUGGAAAUAACCUUAGCCUCCAACGGUCACUUACUCCCCCGGUCAAUGCUGUUCUCUUCAGCGGAUGGAGCACACACCGCGCAAUGAGAGACAACAUUGAGCAGGCGUUGGGGGCCCAGCGAGAUCUGGCCAGGAUUGUAGGCUUUUAAAUCUACCUUUAGACACUUGGGCUAGCUUGCAGCUCUAUCCCCACAUAAAACAGUCUUAUCUCCCCUUGUGAUUUUGUUCUCAGCACCCUGUCUUGACCCCCUGAGCUCCCUAUGCGGGACUGGUAGAUGUAGUUUUACAUUCUUUUACAACUUAGCAGUACACACCAGCACCCAGUCAUGCCCUAUUAAAAGCCCUAACCUUGUCCUCUAGACCCAUUUUCCUAUAUUAAGCCUGCAACACCCAUCAGCACCCAGUCAUGCCCUAUUAAAAGCCCUAACCUUGUCCUCUAGACCCAUUUUCCUAUAUUAAGCCUGCAACACCCAUCAGCACCCACCAGCACCCAGUCAUGCCCUAUUAAAAGCCCUCACCUUGUCCUCUAGACCCAUUUUCCUAUAUUAAGCCUGCAACACCCAUCAGCACCCACCAGCACCCAGUCAUGCCCUAUUAAAAGCCCUAACCUUGUCCUCUAGACCCAUUUUCCUAUAUUAAGCCUGCAACACCCAUCAGCACCCAGUCAUGCCCUAUUAAAAGCCCUAACCUUGUCCUCUAGACCCAUUUUCCUAUAUUAAGCCUGCAACACCCAUCAGCACCCAGUCAUGCCCUAUUAAAAGCCCUAACCUUGUCCUCUAGACCCAUUUUCCUAUAUUAAGCCUGCAACACCCUUCAGCACCCAGUCAUGCCCUAUCAAAAGCCCUAACCUUGUCCUCUAGACCCAUUUUCCUAUAUUAAGCAUGCAACACCCACCAGCACCCAGUCAUGCCCUAUUAAAAGCCAUAACCUUGUCCUCUAGACCCAUUUUCCUAUAUUAAGCCUGCAACACCCACCAGCACCCAGUCAUGCCCUAUUAAAAGCCCUAACCUUGUCCUCUAGACCCAUUUUCCUAUAUUAAGCCUGCAACACCCACCAGCACCCAGUCAUGCCCUAUUAAUAGCCCUAAC